AUGAGAAUCCUGUUUGUACUUGUCCUGUUGAUUGCUGCCGUCGCCGCAGUGCCUCAGUUCGGUUUCGGAGGUGGCUUCGGACGACGAUUCCGUGGCGGCGGAUUUCACAAAGGUGGCGGCGGCGGUGGUCGCGGCGGCUCUUCCUCUGCUGCAGCCGCGUCCAGUGCAGCGGCCGCCGGCAAUGGAGCUGCUUCAGCUUCGGCCUCCGCGUCUGCUUCUGCUUCAGGUGGCGGUCGCGGCCGUGGCUGA
Molecule: messenger RNA, 249 nt
Organism: Drosophila montana
Lineage: Eukaryota; Metazoa; Arthropoda; Insecta; Diptera; Drosophilidae
Product: alanine and glycine-rich protein-like
Exons: 1
Coding region: 1-249 (82 amino acids)
Source: RefSeq, a predicted model, not a curated record